CUAGCGUUACUCAUUCAAGAGUGUUUUUUUUUUCAGUUAAAGUCUGCACCAUGAGACAAAACAUAACUCUUUUUAUUCUUAGUGCUCUUCUUGCUAGAUGCUCCUCUCAAGUUACUAGAUGUGACAUAGACGACCCUAAUGGUUUAUUAGGAUGGGAUACUUCCAUUGUUUAUGUUGAUCCAAUCUAUGACUCUGAGAGCUUAGACUUACAAUUUACAUAUAGAGGAGACCUUCAAGUGGCGGCGGGCAGCGAGGAAGAAGGGGCCAAAUACAUAGAUGUUACAGCCGACGGUUCAACUUUGAGCAUAAAAACCAAUGAUUAUUUCAGAAAUAAUUAUGAAGAAGAUCAAAAAGACCAACCAUCUGGUACCUCAUUUACUAUUUAUCGAACCCUGACAAUAACAUGUGAUGGCACAACUUAUCCAUUUAAUCUAGCACUAUAUGUACAAGACACCAAUAAUCAUGCUCCCACAUUUACACAAGAUACCUACACCUACGUAAUACCAAUGCCGCUGGUACCCAAUAUUGAUCUCACAAAUUUUGGCGAAGUAUCAAUAAUUGCCGAAGACAUCGACUUUUCCAACACAAAGAUGCACUUCAAUAUUGUUCCCCUAGAAUAUUUUGCAUUGGACUAUAAAGCUUUGGGAAACAGGCAGUAUCAAGCAAUUUUGAAAGUUUCACAAUACGUGAGAUACGACAAUAAUUUGACACUGACGAUCGUCGCAAUUGAUGAAACUGACCCGUUUAACACUGCCGCAGCUACAGUUAUAAUUCAGAAGGACAAUGACUUUAGUCAGCCUGAAGUUCCAACAUUUUCAGAGCUUAUAUACGCAUUUACUUACUCUAAUGAUGGCGGCAACCCUGUCAUAACACCCGACGACCCCGCACAAGAAAUUGUGGUUACUACUAGUGACUCAGAGCAAACUGACGUAACUAUAAAUGAUGACACAUACUUCAAAGCUGACUAUGACAAAACAACAAACAAAGUCACAAUCUCGGUUACAGAUACACCAGUGGACUCAGUAUCCGAAUGUGUGAUGACUUUGACGCUAACGGUAACCCUCGGUUCUGAAAGUAGCGAAUCGGCCAUCAUUGUCAAGCUUCCAAGUAGUGUCGACAUCAAUGGACCGGAUUAAUAAAGUUUUCCUUUUACAAUGUUGCUACGUAUAUCGACUUCAAUAAAAAAAGAUUUUUAUUACUGUAAGAAA
This is a messenger RNA of Zophobas morio, 1208 nucleotides long. RefSeq lists its product as uncharacterized. The transcript has 7 exons. NCBI's taxonomy places the organism in Eukaryota, Metazoa, Arthropoda, Insecta, Coleoptera, Tenebrionidae. Gene Ontology annotation, biological process: homophilic cell-cell adhesion. Gene Ontology annotation, cellular component: membrane. The record is from RefSeq and is a predicted model, not a curated record. Gene Ontology annotation, molecular function: calcium ion binding. The coding region runs from base 51 to 1136 and encodes 361 amino acids.